AUGAUCUUCCCGUAUGCCAACGUGCUGCCGUGGGAGGACUUUGCGAUCCACCUCCGCAAGGACCAGAUCCCCGCCCUCGCCGCCACUGUCCGCAACAUCUCGCAGCGCCGGCAGGAGGAGAUGCGCACCGCGCUGCGGCUCUACAAGGCGGGCUUCGUGUGGUGGCGGCCCGACGGCGCGGCCUACGAGUUCACGCUCGCGGCUCUCGGCCAGCGCGUCGAGCAGCUCGGGCUCGGCCGCGCCGCCAGGCAAGCCCGCGCGAGGAGCUGA
This is a messenger RNA of Emiliania huxleyi CCMP1516, 270 nucleotides long. RefSeq lists its product as hypothetical. The record is from RefSeq and is a predicted model, not a curated record. The transcript has a single exon. Lineage: Eukaryota; Haptophyta; Isochrysidales; Noelaerhabdaceae. Bases 1 to 270 code for a protein of 89 amino acids.